CGCGUGUUCACGACGCCUGUGCUGGUCACGUGCCUUCGCGCGGCCCAGCUCGCUGCAACCACAUUCAACCAUGCCAGCAUCCAGAAGACCUCAUGCCAAGACAUAAUUCCAAGACACACAUCCCUAGACCUGUACCAGAGCCCGUGACUCGUAAUUCACGAUGCCGCCAAAGAGAGACAUCAGAGACUUCUUCAAGCCCGCAUCUCAACCCUCGCGCCCGCCAUACCCCCCGACAUCCCCGCCGCAGACAGAUGGGAAUGCGCCUCGAGUAUGGCCGUCCGCGCGCUCAACCUUCCGUCACGGCAAUGUCUCUGCUCGCUCCUCUCCAACCUCUCCAACGUCUACCCACAUAGGCACAAAGCAGUCAUGGAUCAUCACCGACACGACCCCGCGAGCAACCAUGACAACCUGCCCGCCCAGCACAUCGCAGUCGUCGACAAACUCGAGUGGCAGCAAAAGAAUCGUACUCAAUGGAGAGCAGAUGGUGCAGAACUCGGACUCCGACACUGAUUCAGAUUCGCUUGAGGAAAUUGACUUUGGUCUCAAGAAGAAAUCUCCCCCCCGCAAAAUAAUAUUGGACGAUUUCAAGGCCAAUGGGAAGACUAGAGGGGGCCCUACCUUACGGUCUGGGCCCUUCAGCCGGACACAGAAGAAUGCUCUUCGUAGGCCUUCCGAUAGGCCCGCCAAGUUCUCGAAGUCGUCAUUGAACCACCUUGCGGCUAAGGCACAGCAGUUUUCCGAAAUCGAGCGAGAUAUUGCUGAAAACAAGGCUGACAUGGAGAAACCUGUCGAGCAAGACCCUACCUUAGACCUAGUCAUCAGCGAGGAGGUGCUCGCUGGGGUAGUCACAGACCAGGAGGGUGGUGACAAGGCAAAGCGGCUGUAUCUUGCCAUGCAGAGGACUAAUGCCCUUGAUCACAACCACGUAUUUCACUUCUUUAGCGACAAAUUCGAUCCGAGCUCCGUCAAACCGUCUGAUUUUCCAUCCGAAUGCCUGCCCAACCAACACUGGGCCACAAACUUUGAAGGUUCGGGCAUCUGUCCUAGAAUGUUUCAGCAUCCUCUAAAUUUUCUAGAUGCUGCCAGUGAUCAGGCAUUUCUGUCUGGUUACGCUCAGCAAAUCUUCCAGUUCCAGGAGCUCCCAGAGGAGCUGGCUUCCUGGAUGAUCGAACAAAUCUGUCUCGGGCGGAGCGAUAUGUUGAGUAACAGGUAUAUCCAAUUGCUCGAAGCUGAUUCUCGUCACCUUCAAGCCAUCUUUACGAGGGAUGGGCUCGACUUCAUUUUCAAUUGCUUGGGCGCCGACACCCAGUGUCUGAAUUCUUUGCAGGGGAUAGUUCCUUCCAGAGAGCCUCCAGAUGCUGCCAAACGACCGCUUCCACCGGCCUUAAAAUGGGUCAUUCAUCUUCUUGAAAGAGCUGCAAAGAGUGUACCUCCUACUUCGAGGAGUGACGUUCUCUAUCUUCUCUUUCAUGUCUGCUUUGAUGACAGCGUUAUGUCGAAUGCAGAGGUGCUACAUAGCGUUCAAUCUACCAUCGAGAAGAUCAUUUGCGUCAUACCACCAGAUGAACUGACCCCUGUUUUGAAUGAUUUCCUCCCCUCGCUCCUCCCGCGCAUUACCCAUCCCAUCCUUCAAAAUAACCUCGUGCAGUCCCUCCCCGCUAACACGCCUUUGACUGCGCAUCUCCAACGGCAUCUAGCGCUUGCUUUCUUUAUCCAACCGAAGCAGCUCAAUGUCCCUCUAUCUGAUCCCAGCGUUCCCUUCCUUAUCCGCAGCCACAUUCAGAAUUCUCCAGACUAUGUUUUCACUAAGAAGACCGAUUACAAAACUCUCGCUGCCCGUCUAUCCCUCUUGGAUGUUGCCAUUGGUCCCGGUCCGAUGACGGUCCCUUAUGUGCCUAUAAUCAAUCCAACGCCCCCCCCGGGACCCUCCACUACCGCAUCCACAUCGGCCUCGACUCCAAUAUAUCUCUCUCCCGAGGAAAUCGCAUUCAACAAACAAGUCGACAGGCUCGCCCAGCAAGUCAAGCUCCUUAGCAACAAUAUCGUUGAAACCGGCGCCUUAAGCGAUAUGGCCCGAUUAGAUGCGAAGGAUGCCAGUGAGCGACUGUACCAUCGUCUUGAUCAUGCAGUGAGGACCCGUGGCCGGAAUGGUGGGAAUCCAUUUGAAGACGAGGGAAAAGUAAAGUUUCAGACGCCCAUGAACAAAUGGUUUGUGAAGACAGCGGCCAGCAGGGCAGCGAGUGUUAGUGGGGAAGCCAAUAGCGUCAAGAGCGAAGCUGUGAGUGUAAGUGGGGAGGAUUGUGGAAUCAAGAGCGAGAUGACGAGUGUGAAUGGUCCUGAAGGGAUCUGAAUCAUUCUCAUAUGGUACGACCGGCACCUAGAAAUCUACGACGGGAUCUGGUUUGCAGUCGAUGGGGAAUGUUGUAGCAAAUUCAUUUAAGUAGGCUUAUACUCCAAAAGUCUAGGCGGA
Messenger RNA from Lindgomyces ingoldianus, 2470 nucleotides. RefSeq lists its product as uncharacterized. NCBI's taxonomy places the organism in Eukaryota, Fungi, Ascomycota, Dothideomycetes, Pleosporales, Lindgomycetaceae. The transcript has 7 exons. The record is from RefSeq and is a predicted model, not a curated record. Bases 161 to 2350 code for a protein of 729 amino acids.